This is a messenger RNA of Notothenia coriiceps (black rockcod), 2156 nucleotides long. RefSeq names its product sodium/potassium-transporting ATPase subunit beta-233. Bases 1 to 864 code for a protein of 287 amino acids. The record is from RefSeq and is a predicted model, not a curated record. Gene Ontology annotation, cellular component: sodium:potassium-exchanging ATPase complex. Gene Ontology annotation, biological process: intracellular sodium ion homeostasis; potassium ion import across plasma membrane; intracellular potassium ion homeostasis. Gene Ontology annotation, molecular function: ATPase activator activity. The transcript has 6 exons. Lineage: Eukaryota; Metazoa; Chordata; Actinopteri; Perciformes; Nototheniidae.
AUGAACCUGAGUCAGGAGAUCCCACUCAGUGUAGCUCCAGUAUCUAGAGCCAAAAUUAUUGCCUUCUACGUCAUCUUCUAUGGCUGCCUGGCCGGAAUCUUCAUCGGAACCAUCCAGGCCCUGCUGCUCACUCUGAGCAACUACAAACCCACCUGGCAGGACAGGGUCGCCCCCCCUGGCCUUUCACACACCCCGCGAUCAGACAAAGCUGAGGUGGCCUUCAACGUCAACGACCUGGAGUCCUUCCUGCCUUACACCAAGGCCCUGAAGGACUUCAUGGCCAAGUAUGACGAGCAGUGGCAGACGGACAAGAUGAAGUUCGAGGACUGUGGAGAGGAAGCACAAGAGUACAAGAACCGAGGCGACUUGGAGAGCGAUGUGGGCAUCAGGAAGGCCUGCCGUUUCUCCAGGUCCUGGUUGGGCCCCUGCUCCGGCCUGGACGACCCAUACUUUGGUUUUAAGGAGGGAAAGCCCUGCUUCAUCGUCAAGCUCAACAGGAUUGUCAACUUCCGUCCAAAGCCUCCUACUUCUAACGAGAGUAUCCCCGACGAGGCUCAGCCCAAAGUGCAGCCCAACGUCAUCCCCAUCUUCUGCACCAACAGGAGAGAGGAAGAUGCCGGUAAAGUCGGAGAGGUUAAGUACUUGGGUAUCGGCGGCGGCUUCCCCAUGCAGUACUAUCCCUACUACGGCAAGCUGCUCCACCCCCACUACCUCCAGCCUCUGGUGGCUAUACAGUUCGCCAACCUGACCAUGAACACUGAACUGCGUAUCGAGUGCAAAGUGUACGGGGACAACAUCGACUACAGCGAAAAGGACCGCUUCCAGGGACGCUUCGACCUCAAGCUGACCAUCACUAAUUUAUGACCGGCGUCAGGACCAUAGCCCUUUCCCUCCCCUCCCCUCCCUUCCUUCCUUGUCCUAAACUAAAUACAAUAGUCAUGUAGAAGAUUAUAAGUAAGGGGGAUAGUCUGUAGCGGUUAAGUCAAUCACAAAUAGUCUUGAAUGAAUAAAUGACAGAACAUACCUGAUAGGGGACCGAUGUAAUCUUCCUGCUUUCAUCACUAGCUUCUACACUUCUAUCUAGCUUAAUUAAGAGGAAAAGUAGCAAUAUGCCUAAUAAACAUAUAUUUAUUCAGCUGUAAAUGAGACUUUUCUCCAAGCCAUGGGACAUUGUUCAUUGAUGAGUGUAGAGUAAAAUCCAUCUCUGCCACGUCUGUCCCUCUGCACAUCGCUGCCUUCGUCGUGGUUCCAGUAGAUCUUUUUGGCAUUAGUCGCAAAAUCUGGUCCUUCCACACCACACAUUUCUUCUGUGAGCAAGCUUUAGCAGUUUUGUGUGUGUCAGAUAUAUAUAUAUAUAUAUAUAUAUAUAUAUAUACACACACUCCAAUUAAGUAAAUGAUUGACAUUAGUACUCUUCUGAUCGGUGUAAGGAAAAGGCUGCACUCCAGGGAACUUCUUUCCUCUUUUUAUUCGUCUUUUUGCAUCUGAUCACGGGGACUCUUCUUUUACUUUGCCUUUUUUUUCUAUUUUCGCUUUGUUAAAUCAUUUUUGUGGGGGUUUUAUUACUUGGUUUCAUGCCUUUUACUUUUGAUUUUGCCUUUUUGAGUUGUGUGUACAGCCUGUUAGACACUGCCUGCUGUACGGUGCUAACUCAAGAUUUUCUUUUUGCUGGAUUCAUCACAGCAUUGUGGUGUAACUCUGAAUCUUUUAGCCAUUAAAACAUGGUGGAAUAAUUUUAUAUUUAUGCAGUUGUACAUUUUGUUUCUUUGCAGAAUAUUGUAAUGUAUAAAUGCAAUACCAAAGUGACAGUUUGGAAGAUAAGCGCGCAUCAGAAGCAAUGCACUACUUGUGAGGAUUUCAUCCUGUUAAGUGCUAAAGUCAAUGUCUCGCCUUCAAUGGUUACCUCCUUUUGUUUUGGCCAUGAAUGUAGUUAGGUGUAGAAUGAAUUUGAAAUCCACCAGAUUUUAAUGCAUUUGAAAAAAGAUGACUUCUUACCGAGCUCAGUGGCUUUAGAUGAUCAAUGAUGAUGACUUUAAUAUUCCAUAGGAUCUCAUGUUGAUGUGCAACACUCACCUUAAACAUCAGUCCACUCUCCAUCAGUUCAUCCAGCUUUGUCAUUUAAUCAGAGAUAGAAACAAAUAAAAAUCAUAAUGGAU